Thamnophis elegans (Western terrestrial garter snake) is the source of this 3232-nucleotide messenger RNA. RefSeq names its product carbohydrate sulfotransferase 3 (gene CHST3). The transcript is spliced from 3 exons. The record is from RefSeq and is a predicted model, not a curated record. Gene Ontology annotation, cellular component: Golgi membrane. The coding region runs from base 615 to 1991 and encodes 458 amino acids. Gene Ontology annotation, biological process: N-acetylglucosamine metabolic process; carbohydrate metabolic process. Gene Ontology annotation, molecular function: chondroitin 6-sulfotransferase activity; N-acetylglucosamine 6-O-sulfotransferase activity. Lineage: Eukaryota; Metazoa; Chordata; Lepidosauria; Squamata; Natricidae.
GCCGGGAAAGGAGGAGGAGGAGAAGGCGGCGGCGGCAACUCACUUUGCCAGCACUUUGCCAACUCUCCCAGCCCGAGGCAGCCUCUUUUUUCCCUGCGCGCCAAGCCGGCUUGGCAAGCGCUUUGCCCCGCUGCGGGGCUCCGUCGAGGCGCCGCGGGAAAGGCUUCGGGGAAGGACAGGGGGGCGUCUUUUUAGGGGCAGCCAAGAGGAGGAGGAGGGCUCGGCGCUCUCUCUUUCUCUCUCUCCCCGCCGAGGGAACCGCCUCACGCCUGACCUCCCGUACCCCGGGGCGACUUGGGGCAGCCUUGCCAGCGGGCUGCAAGAGCGAGGAAGGAAGGGAGCCUGCCCGUCGGUGGAAGCAGGAGGAGGGCGGUGGACAGAAAGCGCCCGGAACGGAUGGUCCCGCUCGUCCCCGUUGAGGGGAGGAAAGGCAUCCAGGGAGCGACGCGGGACCUUCUCGGGAAGGAGGCGGCGUGGCAAGCGGGAUAGCUUCUCCUGAAGAAGAUAAGACACUGCUUUCCAUAUUGCCCAAGAACCACAGGACAAAGAGUUUCAUUUCUCCUCUGUGAGGGAAUUUUUCGCUGGCAGGCUCUUGAAAAAUACAAUCUUUUCCCAUGGAUAAAAUUCUCACAUUGUCUCAAGAUGUCUGGGAGCUACUUCACCGCCUGAGGAUGAAGAGCAAGUACGCCAUUCUUCUGGUCUUUGUGGUAGCCCUUGUCAUAAUUGAGAAGGAGAACAACAUCAUCUCAAGGGUUUCAGACAAACUGAAGCAGUCACCACAGUCCCUGCCGGAAGCCAACAGCACCGAUUCCGGGUUGAUGCUGCCAGAGAAUGGCUCCCUCUUGUCACUCAGCGCACUGGAUCUUGCCUUCUCCCAGCUUAAGGACAGGUUGCAGAACAUCACUUUGCAGCUCGGUGGGACUCUCCUGGCCCCCACUCAAAGGACACGGAAACAUGUUCUCCUCAUGGCCACCACCCGUACCGGAUCUUCCUUCGUAGGGGAAUUCUUCAACCAGCAGGGCAACAUUUUCUACCUCUUUGAACCCCUGUGGCAUAUAGAAAGGACCGUAUCUUUCGAAUCGGGCGGUGCAAAUGCGGUGGCCUCGGGCCUUGUCUACAGAGAUGUUCUGAAGCAGCUCUUCCUCUGCGACCUUUACAUUUUGGAAAACUUCAUCGUCCCAUUCCCCGAGGAUCACCUGACUCAGUUUCUCUUUCGGCGGGGUUCAAGCCGCACGCUGUGCGAGGAGCCCGUUUGCACCCCCUUUGUCAAGAAGGUCUUUGAGAAGUACCACUGCAAGAGCCGUCGCUGCGGCCCCCUGAAUGUGACUCUGGCCAUGGAGGCCUGCCUGCGGAAGGAACACAUGGCCCUUAAGGUGGUCCGAAUCCGACAGCUAGAAUUCUUGCGCCCGUUAGUCGAAGACCCCCGCCUGGACCUGAGGAUAAUUCAGUUGGUGCGGGAUCCUCGGGCGGUGCUGGCCUCCCGCAUGGUGGCUUUUUCGGGUAAGUAUGAAACCUGGAAGAAGUGGGCUAACGAAAGGGUGGCCACCCUUAACGCGGAUGAAGUCCAGAGAUUGAGGGGCAAUUGUGAAAACAUCCGACUCUCGGCUGAACUUGGUUUGAAGCAGCCAUCAUGGCUCCAGGGUCGCUACAUGCUGGUCCGCUAUGAGGACAUUGCCAGGUCUCCUCUCCAGAAAGCCCAGGAGAUGUACAAAUUCACUGGCAUCGCUCUCACCACGCAGGUGGAGGACUGGAUCCGGAAAAACACACAGGCCCCUGAAGAUAGCAACGGCAUCUACUCCACCCAGAAAAACUCCUCCGAACAGUUUGAGAAGUGGCGAUUCAGCAUCCCCUUCAAACUGGCACAGGUGGUCCAGAACGUCUGCACACCAGCCAUGAAACUCUUUGGCUACAAGUUGGCCAACAGUGCCGAGACUCUUACCAACAGAUCCAUCAGCUUGCUGGAAGAGAGGAGGAACUUCUGGGUCACGUAAAGGUUUGCCUUCAUUGGUGGAUUUUUUUCUCUCCAGUCAUAGCAUUCUUUGAAUUGAGAAGAAAGUGAAUGCAAGAAUAUGUAUAUUGAGGAAGGAACACAUGGGCAGGAAAUGUUGGGGGAUAGGUUGCUUCCACUGGUCUUGAGCAUUCAAGCAAAGAGCUUUUGGCUUUAUCUGGAAGCAAGCAUCACUUGCUAGCAUAUUUGACACUUCCAGGUGGAUUUUAAUGGGACCACAACACUUGACACAAGGAAGUAUUCUGAAGCUAACACAGAGUGGAGGAUUACACCCUGUGUCCCAGUUUCCCUACCUCAUGUCCACAUGCUUUCUGUCGGAGAUGUUGUCUCUCACCUUCACCAAACGUCCAAAGAGAGUGAAUGUUUUAUAUUUAAAAAUAAAUUUAUCACUUGGAAGAAAAACCAUGGGCUUUUUGACUUGCAGAAAACCUGCGAGAGAAGCAGAAUGUUGCACUGAUCUCCUCUAAGGCAGCCUUAAAGAAUCUGUCAACCAGAUAUUUGGGAAGGGAAGGAAAGAAAAGCUAUUUAGCACCACUGACAGCGAGAAAGCUGCUCCAUGUAUAGACAGAGCGUGUUUUGUACACGUUUUUCCCUAAAACCCUCAGAUAAAUUGAGGCCUUGUUUUAAAUGGUGUGACUGGAGAAGAGAGAUGCAUGGCAUAGAACAGAGGUGGCUCUUACCUGUGAGAAGACUUUGGGCCACACACAGUUUUAUGCACUUAGUACUGUUUUUAUCCUAACUCACUCAGUGCUUUGAGAGAUUUAAAGCAAACAAGCAAUGAAAUAUUCUAAGAGAAAGAGACUGGAACAAUAGUCACCCUAUCUCUGUGGACAUGAACUUUUCUUAUGCCAUUAGUGGUUGUGCUGUCCAUUAGCCUUUUCUUUUUUUUUAAGUAUUUCGUCUACUUUUCUUACUUAUCUCUGAAUCAGUUGCUUCAUCUGGUGUCUGGAACACUAAAGUGAAGAAUGCUGCUUUCUCAUCCCAUGAAAGGAAGCGGCGGCUUUUAAUUGUAUUUUUCCUCCUUCACCCCUAUAAUUGUUUCUGUCCUUCAAAGUGAUGUUGGAAAUUGACAGUACUUCCCUUCUGUAAUUUCUGGGGAGAUGGUUUCUUCCAAGCCACAUUUGUUGAAGCAGAAAGAGGGAAAUCUUGGAAGCAUUUGGUGGGAUGCAAUUUUUUUUACUGCCGGUUCUGUGAGCGUGGCUUUGUGGCAGUGGAAGGGGAAGG